UGGGGAUGGGGAUGGAUGGGGACGGGACCGGCUGACUCCAUCCCUCUCCUUGCAGAUGAACUGGAGUUGGUGGUGCAGGAUGGGGAGCGUCGGGUGCGAGCCCGACAGAGCCUCCCUGAAGGCUUCUCCUGGGGACCCUUCCAGGGCAGCAUCCACAGUGAGCCAGCAUCACCAGGACACGGCGAGGCGAGCCCACCCGUGACGCUGGUGCUGGGGGAUGAGAGCUGCUGGCUGUCCCGCCUGCCCCUGGUGCCCGGAGAGCCCGAUGCCAACACUGUCAUCUACAGGAAGGAUGAUGCCGUGUGGUGCAGGACCACGCGUGCCGUGCAGGAGGAUGAGCCAAUGUGCGCCUUCGUGGUGGCUGAGCCGGCUGCCAUCCCCAGGCAGGCGGUGAAGGCAGAGCCUGGAGACUCGCCCUACCCGGCUGCACUGCACUCCGACAUCCAGCUGCUGCCCCAGCAGGCGGGCAUGGCUGCCAUCCUGGCCACCGCCGUGGUGAACAAGGACGUCUUCCCAUGCAAGGACUGCGGGAUCUGGUACCGGAGCGAGCGCAACCUGCAAGCCCACCUGAUGUACUACUGUGCCAGCCGGCAGAGCGCGGGCUCACCUGCUGUGGAUGAGAAGCCCAAGGAGACGUACCCAAACGAGCGUGUCUGCCCCUUCCCCCAGUGCAAGAAGAGCUGCCCCAGUGCCAGCUCCUUGGAAAUCCACAUGCGGAGCCACAGCGGGGAGCGUCCGUUUGUCUGUCUGAUCUGCCUGUCUGCCUUCACCACCAAAGCCAACUGCGAACGUCACUUGAAGGUGCACACGGACACCCUCAACGGGGUCUGCCACAGCUGCGGCUUCAUCUCCACUACACGAGACAUCCUCUACAGCCACUUGGUCACCAACCACAUGAUCUGCCAGCCGGGCUCCAAGGGAGAGGUGUACUCACCAGGGCCAGCACUGCCUGCUGCCAAACCCCUCACCCCUGGGCUGAGCCAGCCGAACAAUGCACCCGUGCUGAAGUGCAGCCUGCCCGCCUUCAUACCUGAGGGGCUGCCAGCCCUGCCACAGCACAUGGUGCUGCACGGCCCCCUACCCACCGUCCUGCCCGGCCCAGAUGCCACCCCACAGCCCGCAUCACCCUCGGAUACCACCACAGGACCCACAUCCUCCGAGGCGCAGAAUGGCGAAGUCCCCAGAGAAGGUCAGUCCUCCUCCGGUGAGCCCAUCCGCAUCAAGGAGGAGCCAGCUGACAGCCCGGCUGGGAGCGAGGCGGAGGAACCCAAAAGCAGGGAGGCUGCUGCUAGCCCCAGCUCAGAGCCAGAGCCCAGCUCCCGGACUUCAUCCCCCCGUAGCCUUCCCCCAGGGAAGGUGAAGUCGGAGCUGGCCAGCCCCACGCCGGGCUCCAGCCCUGUACCCAGCGAGCCAGGCUCGGGCACGGCGGGCGGCACCGUCUUCCUGCCUCAGUACCUGUUUGGCCACGAGGCUGCAGCGGUGGUCCCGCAGGCAUCGGAGAUCCUGGCCAAGAUGUCAGAGCUGGUGCACAGCCGGCUGAAGCAGGGCCAUGGCACGGUGCCACCGGGACUGUUCACCGGAGCGCCGGUGCCGAAAGGUGCGACGUGCUUCGAGUGCGAGAUCACCUUCAACAACAUCAACAACUACUACGUGCACAAGCGGCUCUACUGCUCCAGCCGCCACCUGGCUGAGGACAGCCCUCCCGGUGCCCGAAAGCUCAAAGUGCCCCCCGCAGCCCCCAAGGGUCCUCCCGUCCCUGGGACGCUGCUGUCUGCUCCGUCGGGUGAAGGGCAGAGCGCUCCGUCGGCGGACGGGGAAGUGGGGCGCGCAGCCACACCGCCCGCCCCGCUGGAAGAAGGCAAAGCGGUGUCCCCGGGGACGGAGGUGGCAGCGUCAGGGCGGUGCAGCGAGGACAGCCAGAGCCCUGUCAGCUCAGAGGGGGACGAGGACCCCAGCAAGACGCUGUGCGAGGCGUGCAACAUCCGCUUCAGCCGCCACGAGACCUACGCCGUCCACAAGCGCUUCUACUGCGCCUCGCGCCACGACCCGCCGCUGCGCCGACCCGGCCUGCCCAAGGUGCCCUUCAUCCCGCAGCCCCUCCGCACCCGCUGCCCUGAUUACUCGAGCACCCGGGACGGCAAAGCCGGGAUAAUCUCCUUAGCCCCUUUGGAGAGAUUUCCCUUUGUGAGCGGAGGUGAAGAGUGGAGAUGCUGCGUGUUUGCAGCUUAA
Meleagris gallopavo (turkey) is the source of this 2229-nucleotide messenger RNA. The record is from RefSeq and is a predicted model, not a curated record. Lineage: Eukaryota; Metazoa; Chordata; Aves; Galliformes; Phasianidae.